Molecule: messenger RNA, 545 nt
Organism: Micromonas commoda
Lineage: Eukaryota; Viridiplantae; Chlorophyta; Mamiellophyceae; Mamiellales; Mamiellaceae
Exons: 1
Coding region: 7-501 (164 amino acids)
Source: RefSeq, a predicted model, not a curated record
AGGCGCAUGGCGCUCGCGAGAUCCGCGCCGGGGCACGCGAAAACCCCGCCCCCGGUCGCCCCGGUCCCUUCGCGAGACGACGAAGACGAGGAAGAUGCAUCCGCGGAUGCGGCGACAAGCCCGGCGGCGAGCGCCUCGGUGAGCAUCGCGCCGACCGCCUCGGGGGACUCGAGCGGCGGCUGCUCGCUGGACGCGCCGCUCGACGGAACCGAGACGGCGCGCAUCCGCGACGAUCCCGGGGUGGACUCGCGUUCGUCCGCGACGACGUCCGCGGCGAACGACGAUCGACUCCGGGAGCGGCGGCGCGCGGUCGCGUUCGCGCGAGCGCUCAUCGACGGCGACGGAGCGGCAAAGGGGGCGCGACGUUGGGCGAAAGCGGCGGCGAGGGCGGCGGCGAAGGCGAGCGACGGGGCGGGCGGAGACGGGAAGAAGCGCCGGCGCCUGCCCGCGGGUUGGGCGGUACGAGCCGGGACGGGCGCGCGAACGCGGACGAGGUGUUGAGGACGAGGCGGUGACGCGUUUGAAUCCUAAUGACGUACGACGUU